UUGUCUGUUUAUUAACCUUUUAAAAUUUCAAUUUUCUAUCUAUGAUACGAGAUUGUAAUUUAUAGUAGUUAAGAGACCAAUUUUCAUAUAUCAACAUAAUUAUCUGAAAUUUGAUGAAUCAAGUAAAUAGUGCUGUGUCAGCUUAAAAUGUAAGGUUUAAAGUAAAAGGAAAAGUCAUCACAAAUUUAUGUUAAGAUCAAAAUCAAGACAUGGCUCAGCCAAACUCCAAUACUCCGAAAAAAUUUCAGACACAACUGUCUGCGCAUACCAUUGAUGGAUACGCCAUAGUGGAGAAAAUUGGUUCUGGUAGCUACUCUACUGUUUACAAGGCUUUCAAAACGAUUGGACCGAGGGACACUGUUGCAAUAAAAUGUGUGGAGAAGAACAAGUUGUCUCCGACAGGCGUAGAGAAUAUCAUCACAGAAAUCCGCAUGCUGAAAAUGUUAAGACAUGAAUACAUCGUUCAGAUGAAGGACUUUCAAUGGGACGAGAGGUUCAUCUACAUAGUGAUGGAGUAUUGCGAUGGCGGUGAUCUGUCUGCUUUCAUACACAAACGUCGCAAGCUGCCGGAAACCAUUUGUCGGAAGUUCAUGCAGCAGUUGGCGCUCGCACUUAAGUUCUUGCGGCUCAAUAACGUCUGUCACCUUGACCUCAAGCCUCAGAACUUGCUGCUAGUCACACAGCCGGAACUUACUCUAAAAGUUGGAGAUUUUGGGUUUGCCCAGUUUCUGUCAAACGAGGCGUACCACAGUUCACUUCGAGGGUCUCCCCUUUACAUGGCACCUGAGAUGUUGAUCAAACGACACUACGACGCCAAGGUGGACUUGUGGAGUGUGGGUGUGAUCGCGUACGAGUGUUUGUUCGGCCGUGCGCCGUAUUCUUCCGCCACCAUCAGACAGCUCCAUGACAAGAUCAGGUCUCAAGCUCCUAUAGAGAUCCCGGAGCAAUGUGUGUCACGGGACUGCCAGGACUUGUUGGGUCGGCUGCUGAAACAUGACCCGGAGCAGCGGAUCAGCUACGAGGAGUUGUUUGCCCACCCAUUCCUGGACCUGGAGCACUUGCCCAGUGAGGAGUCCUACCGGAAGGGAGUGGCGCUGGUCCACGAGGCGGUGCGGCAGGACGCAGCCAAGGAGUUCAGGCAAGCCUUCGUCCUAUACUGCCAAGCACUGCAGUACUUCGUGCCUUACAUACAAGCCGAAAAAGACCCAGAGAAAAAGGCUGGGCUCACGUCCAAAGUAGCAGAGUACACAAAGAGAGCUGAAGAGUUGAAAUCAAUCCUCCAUCCGCCUAAAGUUACCAAAGAGUCUUCCGUGACUUCUCCGUCUGUCAGCUCCGAGUCAUCCGCUGAGCAUACUCCGUCCCAUACUCCGGCCACUCCAGACCUCAUUACUCUCUGUUCUACAACUCCUGCCCUGAAAGAUGCGUUGGAUAUCGGAACAUCGGCUCAGAUGUACCUGGCGGAGGGGCAGUACCAACUGGCCCUGGACAAGUUCCAGGCGAGUCUGGGAGUGUUGGUACCACUGCUGGCCACGGAGCCACUUGGUGUCAGGAAAGACCUAUUGUACAGACAGAUCCAAGACUGGCUAAAGCAGGCGGAGAGUGUAAAGGCUCUCCAGUCGUACGUGAAGAUGAACCAGACUUCACCUCAGAGCAUUGCGGAAAAAGACGCUUGCUGCAUCCAAUGACUUUGACUAAAUGUUCGGACCUGCUGGCUCUACAAUUAUGUUUCCUCUAUUUUGGCGACCCCGGGACACUACAUCUGUGAUAUUAAUAAAUAUUUAUUUUAUUUAUAAUUAGUAAAAUGAAUGCAACUUCUCUCUUUCUUCUGUUCAGAAAAUGAUUAGCCUACACUAUCAAUGUUCAGUGAUAGAGCACUCAAUAUUACACAUAUUACUGUAAUUUCAUUAUAUUGUCGAUCUAGUUGUUGUUUAUUGGGCUUAAUUUUAAAGUCUUACCUCUAUUUACAGUUUAUUUAUUUAAGUUUUAUUUAUUGUUUAUUAUUACGUGUAUAAAUUAUAACUACGGGAAAGGAAUUCAGUAUACGUAUAUCCUACCUUUUAGCACUGAGGGAUAAAUCACAGGGUGUAAAACCAAUGGACUGAUAUAUCUAGUUUAACAUUAUGUACGUAAUUACGUCUAAAUGUAUGUUUUUAUUUGGAUCCGAUUGGUAAUUGCAGGUAUUAGUUUAAUGUAGUCAGAAAAUGUUUGUUUCUAAAGAACAGAUAUUUUAAAGCAGGUUUAAGUUGAUUAAUGAAUUUCUGUAGAUUGCAUUUUAAUGCAAUCAUAUUUUAUACGUAGAAGGCCUAUUUUUACUGUGUUGUAUUUAGUAUGCUAAAAAAACACUUUUGUAAAAAUAAUAAAAAAUGAAAACCACAAG
Homalodisca vitripennis (glassy-winged sharpshooter) is the source of this 2377-nucleotide messenger RNA. RefSeq names its product serine/threonine-protein kinase ULK3 (gene Aduk). The transcript is spliced from 12 exons. Gene Ontology annotation, biological process: autophagy; protein autophosphorylation; autophagosome organization. The coding region runs from base 210 to 1685 and encodes 491 amino acids. The record is from RefSeq and is a predicted model, not a curated record. Gene Ontology annotation, cellular component: autophagosome; cytoplasm. Gene Ontology annotation, molecular function: protein serine/threonine kinase activity; ATP binding. NCBI's taxonomy places the organism in Eukaryota, Metazoa, Arthropoda, Insecta, Hemiptera, Cicadellidae.